Nematostella vectensis (starlet sea anemone) is the source of this 2661-nucleotide messenger RNA. Its product is annotated as ankyrin repeat and SOCS box protein 3. The transcript is spliced from 3 exons. Gene Ontology annotation, molecular function: protein binding. The record is from RefSeq and is a predicted model, not a curated record. Gene Ontology annotation, biological process: intracellular signal transduction. Lineage: Eukaryota; Metazoa; Cnidaria; Anthozoa; Actiniaria; Edwardsiidae. The coding region runs from base 61 to 1749 and encodes 562 amino acids.
UUUUAGAUCACAAAAAACUUUUUGAGUGAUUUUGUGUCAUUCAAGGCCCAUGUACUCACCAUGAGUGCUGAAUACGAUGAGUUUCAGCCGUUUUUCGACCGCACCGACGAUCUUACUUGUUCUGCUGUCGGAAGGGCAGCACGGUUUGGUAAUGUAGAAGAAUUGGAGCGGCUACUGGGAGAAGGUUCCCCAUGGGAUGUUCCAGAUAACAGAGGGUGGUUUCCAAUUCAUGAAGCUGCCUGUGGCGGCCAUACCAAAUGCUUAGGUAUUCUACUGAAACAAGGAUGUAGAAACUUUAAGAAUACCAAAACAUAUAAUGGCGAGACCCCAAUAUUCCUGGCAUCACUUCACGGUCAUGCACAUAUCAUGAGAAGUCUACUGAUGAAUGAUGCUGAUAUCAUGAUACAGAGUAAUGAGCUUGUUAGUACACUUGUAGCUGCUGUCAAAGGGGGAAACCAGGAAUGUCUUAAGAUUUGCAUAGAGCAAGGCAUGAGCCCCGAUAGCCAAGAUGCUGGUGGGUGGACUGCUCUUCAUGAAGCCGCUUAUGUUGGCGACGAACUUUCCACUGAGGGCCUACUAGGUGCAGGAGCAAAGGUCGACAUCACUAACACUGAUGGUGCCACACCCUUAUUUACAGCGGCCCAGUAUGGAAAAGUAGAUUGCCUUAAAGCCUUAAUCAAACAUAAAGCAAAUUUGAACUUCUGCACCAUUGACGGAGCCUCAGCGCUCUUCAUAGCGGCCCAAGAAGGGAAUACAAACUGUGUCGAGGCUUUAAUCGAGUCUGGUGCUAUGCUUGAUUUAGCCACGAGUGAUGGAGGCACGGCUGUACAUACGGCAUCUGAAAGGGGUUGUCUUGAAUGCUUACAGUUACUUAUACGGAAAGGAGCUUGCGUGAAUACCAAAACUGUGGAAAAUAUCAGUGCGCUCCACUUGGCGGCAAAUAGCGAUAACGUGGAGUGCCUUCGUGAGUUGCUAGACGCCGGCGCUGAGCUUGAGCCUGAGAUCAAGGGCACGAGAGAGACACCUUUGGUGCUAGCGGCACAAGACGGGAACUACACCUGCUGUAAAGAACUACUCCGCAGGGGAAGCGAUCCUAACUUUGUAUACAAUGAGAAUGGAACGUUAGAGAAGACCGUAUUGAUGGGCGCUGUCGAGGGAGAUCACAUUCAUUGCGUCAAAUUACUACUUGCACACGGCGCUGACCCAAACAAAGCCACAUACGCUUCACCUCUUAUCCUUGCGGCGAAAAACUUUUGUCAGGAGAACCUAAAGCUGCUUAUAAGAGGCGGAGCAGAUGUGGACUUUAUUGAUCGAGGGCACAACGCGGCGCUCAACAUUGCGGUGAUCAAGUUCCGUUGUGGGAUAAUGUCGAUGCACAAGAGUAAGGAAGCUCAGCUUGAGUGCAUCAAGGUUCUUCUCAAGGCCGCUGCCACCACGGAAAUCUUGUUCCAGUACCCGUAUGGAGCCCUGGUCAAUCCUGCCAUCCCGCAGAAGGUAGCCACCCCAGAACUCCUCAAACUUUUGCUUCAGUUCGAGGCCAAUAACCGUGACAUCCGAGAAUUUUGCGAAUGUCGUCGAGAUGACGUACGGUGGGGGGAGGUGAGGAGGAUAUGCAACACACCUCGGCGCUUGACGCAUUUGUGUCGACUCUCAAUAAGACGACGGCUCGGGAAACGUCGAGUCUUCAAGAUUUGCGACCUGCCUCUUCCACCUGUUCUUAAAGAGUUCAUAAGUUACUCGCAGUUGUGAACUUUAUAUCCCUCGGUAUUCACUUAUGUCGAGAGCACUUGACGGGCCAAGAACCAGGGUCCGGUUUCUAGAAAGCAGGUUAGCGCUCACGUAGCGAUAAAUACGGCUAUCAUUUAAUUGGAUAAAAAGGGUAUUCAUCCCUGGAUUAGCGUUAACCUUCUUUCUAGGAAGCCGGCCCUCGUGCUCGUUUCUCGAAACACCCGAGAAUUCUCGGGCCGAAAACGUUUUAUUUCUUAAAUUUUAAAAGCGGGCUAUAUCCUAUAAAAUUUAUGGUAUCUAAAUGUGUUGAAAUAUCGUCAAAUUCGUAUUUACCACAAAGAUUCAUGUGAAGGAUAAUCCUCUUUCUGGUUUUAUAGAUUUUGAUCUUUCCCGAAUUUCUCGGGCCCGAAAUUCACAUGGCUUAAAUAUAUAGAAAGUUUUCGGGACCUCGCAGUCACCCGAGACUUUUCGGGUAACUUUUUGGCUUAAACAAAACUUCAAAAAUAGCCCUAUUGAGCGUAAUUAUUUGAGAUAAGAACCAAGAGAAAGUUCAAAUUUUUCUAUAACAUGAAAGCUGUUCUCUAAAAGGAAAACAUGCGAAAUUUGGGGCAAAAACGCAAAAUAAAGUUUUCGGGCCCUAGAAUUCUCAGGUGUUUCGAGAAACGGGCGCCUGGACGAUAAAGGUCGCACGUGUGCCAAAGCAGAUUGCAAUGUCACUCGCUAAGUCAUGUGUCAUUAUAACGAUCUUUGAUCUAGUAAUAAAAACAACAAAACAAUAAAAGCGCCUAAAUAAAUAUUGUAUUAUAAAAAGAUUGACACUCUUUAAACGCGGACCGCGUCACAUUAUAAAAGUGAAAUUCAUUACUGUUGUUCCAGUGCAACAAACCCGUGUAAAACUAAAAAUAUAGCAGAAUAAAAGAAAAUCAGAAAGUA